This is a messenger RNA of Oikopleura dioica, 636 nucleotides long. The record is from the annotation of a GenBank genome assembly. NCBI's taxonomy places the organism in Eukaryota, Metazoa, Chordata, Appendicularia, Copelata, Oikopleuridae.
AUGAGUUUGACAGAUAGACAGUUCUAUGUCGGGAAGUUCAACACAAAUUUGGCUUAUGAAGAUAGACCUUUGUCAAUUGGCUUCAAUGCCACUAUUUCCGCCCCACAUAUGCAUGCUUAUGCCUUAGAAAACCUCUUGUCUCCUUUGAAAAAUGCGGCCGAUGCUGGAAGAGUGCCAAGGGUUCUAGAUGUUGGCUGUGGCUCCGGAUAUUUAUUGGGUGCUUUUGCAAGGUGUUACGGCGCCCAUGUUACGGGCUUAGAGCACAUAAAAGACCUGUACGAUCUUUCUGUAAGAAACUUCGCCUCGGAUGUGAAAAACUCUGAAGACGGAGAAUCGAUCAAGAAGCGUGUGGAAAUCCAUCACUGUGAUGGAAGACUGGGCUGGCCAUCGGACUCCACUGAGGAGUCUUACGACGUGAUACAUGUGGGAGCGGCGGCUCCAGAGAUCCCCAAAGCUUUCUUUGCACAAUUGAAUCGCGGUGGAAGAUUGAUUUUACCAGUCGGCCCAAAAGGGGGCAGUCAAAUAUUUCAACAAUGGGAUAAAGAUGCUCAGGGCGAAUUGACUCAUCAUAAUCUCAUGGGGGUUAUAUACAUCCCUCUCACUGAUGCCGAGGCUCAACUAAACGACUCUGACUGA